AUGCCUUCGGAGAAAAAGAAGUGCGCCUUGCCUCUGCCUGAAGGUUUAGAUUUCACCACUCGACCAAAAGAUACUUUGGUUGAAGAUUUAAGAUACGCGCUUGAACAUGCAAAAGAGUUAUAUGCUGAUAUAGCAUGGGAAUUCACUUUGGCGCCCAGUCCGACUAUCAUCUAUGCACACAAAGCCAUUUUAUAUGCUCGAAGUUCACGAUCAUUUCAAGAACGUUUCUUGAAAAAUAAGGAUGCGAAUGGAAUGUCUAUACGGUCCAUGCGGUUAUCCAAUACGGACCCGGUUACAGUGAAGACUGAUGCGGAUCCAUUCUUAUUUAGACAAGAAUUAAAAUUUUUUUAUACUGCUGAAGAAGGCAGUGAAGAUUUUUUACAAGCCGUCGAUACUACAGAUGAACUCGAACAAGACAAGCUAAAAGAUGAUUUAUUAUACAUGCUUAAAUCAAAAUUAUAUACAGAUGUCGAGUUGAUAUUAGAAUUUAUGGAGGAUGAUCUUGAAAUUAUUGAUGAGGACGAAGAUGAGGGAGUUUUCAAACCCAUAGUAAUUAGAGCCCAUCGUUUUAUGUUGUCAUCAAGGUCUGAAUAUUUCAAAAAAAUGCUUAGCUCUGAUUUCAUUGAAGCACGUAAUUCCUCCAUCAGACUUGAUGCGUCAAUUUUUAAUCCAACUUCAAUCAACUUGAUUCUUACUUUCAUUUAUACUGGUAAUCUUUCAUCUUCUUCAAAACCUUUAACCUUAGAAACUUGCGAAUGGGUGUGGAUUGGUGCGGACUUUUUAAAUAUAAAAAUCCUUUGUGAAGAAUGUAUUUAUCGUAUUGCAACGAAAGUGCAUUUUUUUAAAUGUACUUGUGGUGAAUGUCAAAUUGUUAUGCCUAGGGUGGCGGCAUUUGCUAAAGAGCACGAUGUCGAGAAAUUAUGGAAAGGAUGUCUACAUGCUUUAUCUCAAGGAUUCGACAGCAUGUGGCCUAAUAAAGAGUUUGCAAAUCUUGAUGAGGAUACUAGAGAAGAAAUUCUCAUGAUAUUACUUGCAAAUAUUCAAAGAAAUAAUGUCAUUACCACUUUCAAAGGAUGUCGAAAUAUUAUUUCUGUAAUUGACAUAAAAGGGAUAGGUCUGCCUUGGAUAGAGACUGUUCGUCGUAUGACUAAUGAGGUUAGAUCAUAUGCGGCUAAGAUUUUGGUUGAUAAUUUCGAGCAAAUUUGUGAAGAAGAUCAAGAAUUUUUAAAUUGUGUGGAUGGUGUUGGAUUUAGUUCAGAUAUUUUAGAGGACAUUAUGAAUAUAAUAGUUGAAGAAAGUUUGACGGAACAAAAUUCUGCACGCAUCCUCAAAUGUAUUACUGGAAAAUUAUUAACUAGACCUGCUGUUUUGAGUGCGGAGAACGUAGAAGCAAAAAGAUUGCUUACACAGUCAAAACAGAAUGUCUUUAAUUAUAUGAAAAAACGAUGGUUAGGAGUGAAACAGUAUGGUGGUUUCAGGCUACUAAGUCCGUGGUUAUUGGACGAAUUUGUGAAAGAACUAAAUGUAGAUCGAAGCGAGUUACAGGCACUCGUUGAUUCGACCCCAGUUCUGACUCAAGUUCAAACUCCAAAACCAAAAACUAGAACACCUAGCAAUGUUACAAGUCAAAACACAAAAUCGAUUCCAGAAAUUGUGAUCCCUAAUGAUGUCAAAUCUUCCGCUGAAUCAUCAACAACUAGUAAUGAGACAGAAAAAACCACGCGAACUACUUCUACUAAAAGGGUAAAAAAUGUACGCAUUGUUGGUGAUACACCUAUGUGGGAUCGACCAACUCGUGCUAGCGUUUUACGUCAAAAGGCAUUAGCAGAAUCUUCAGCAAAAAAUCCUGUAAAGCCGCGGAUAAAAAGUACGUCAACACCGCCGAAGCCUUCGUCAGCAAACUCAACCGCGAAAACGACUAAAACAACAACAUCUACCACUACAAAUAAAACUGAUCGUACCCUACGAAAUUCAUCGUCAUCGUCUAGUCUUCGAGUUCCCAAGACGUCUCCUGCUACACCAAGAGGACGGUCUACUACCAAACAAGCUACAUCUGCUACCUCGUCACGUACAAGUUCAAUUUCUUCUGCAAAGUCAGUUAAUUCACCAUCCGUAUCACCAUCACGAUUUAACGGUGUACGACAAACUCGUUCUAGCAUGUUACGACAACUCAAAUAUGACGAUGCUCAACAGCGACGAGGUCGCGAGCGAGAACGAGAUGUUACACCAAAAUCUUCUAGAGCCAGUUCUAUUGCAUCAACUUCGUCAGUCACAACGACCUCCUCUUCUCAUCACAAAAGGAACCGCUCUCCGUCCAUAAUUUCAACCACAUCUAGUUCAAAUGGUGUCAUUACCAGCUUGCAACCUAAGCCACAUCAACUUAAAUUGGCUACUAAUCCUUCUGCAGACAUUUCUGUAGGAAGACGUAUAAUACUUCCAACAAAGAACAAUGCUCCAGGCUGUAUACAAUUCCUAGGUGAAACCGAUUUUGCUAAAGGAAUCUGGGUGGGUGUAGAAUUAGAUAAUCCUGUUGGUAAAAAUAAUGGUAUUGUAGCUAGCAGAAAGUAUUUCUCGGCUGCACCUAAUCACG
This is a messenger RNA of Racocetra persica, 2590 nucleotides long. NCBI's taxonomy places the organism in Eukaryota, Fungi, Glomeromycota, Glomeromycetes, Diversisporales, Gigasporaceae. The record is from the annotation of a GenBank genome assembly.